Messenger RNA from Sus scrofa (pig), 8859 nucleotides. It is a transcript of the gene BEST3, whose product is annotated as bestrophin 3. Gene Ontology annotation, molecular function: chloride channel activity. The record is from RefSeq and is a predicted model, not a curated record. NCBI's taxonomy places the organism in Eukaryota, Metazoa, Chordata, Mammalia, Artiodactyla, Suidae.
AUAAUUAAAGCAUGUUUCUAGCUGACCAUGGAAGAAUAACACAUAUAAUGAAUCAGUGUGUUAUCAUUUUCCACUACUAUAAGCCAUCACAUGAUGUAUUAAUUCUCUAUGCUUUUCUAAAACACACACACACAUACACCACACUCUUAAAUAUACAUGCCUGUUGUUUUUAACAGAAGAGCAUCCUCAGUAUGUCUCAAAUAGUGAAAAAUCCUGUUUAUAUUCUUGCCAGCCCCAGUUUAUGCUUUACAAGAAUUUAUUCUUCCUUUUAAGACCCACAGGGUAUCCUAAUCCCCCCCCCUUUUUUUCUUUUUUUUUUUUUUUUUUUUUGGCUGGUAGAGCCUCUGCACUUUAGGGGCAAAUGGCUCUUUCUUCCUUGAUCCCAAGGCAGAGUCAAAAUGAAAAAUAACAGACUUAAAUGACCAGCCUCCUUCACGUCACCUCCGACUUCUCCUCAUUCAAAGGGGUAGCUUGGGCGGCAGGUGGAGUUAUAAUUAUAGAUUAAAAAAAGCCGGAUCAGCAGCUGUUGCUCCUGUUUGUCCCUGGCUCUCACUGUCAUCCAUGGGCACCUUGGCAUAAACAGGCCUCCACAAGUGGAAAGACAUUUAACCCCUGUGCUUGUCACACUCUGGGUCCUCUCAGUGACCAAGAGAACAGAAAGAAAAUCUGACUCUGCAUGAGUGAGGGGUAAACCGAGAGAGUGCAACUGCGACCCGAGGGCACCUCCGCCUGGAGCCUGGAGAUUUUCUUUCCUGUUGGAGACUCUGAACCAAACAAUAGAAAAAAAAAAAAAAAAAACACUAUCCAAGAUGACUGUCACUUACUCCAGUAAAGUAGCAAAUGCGACUUUUUUUGGAUUUCAUAGGUUACUCCUCAAGUGGAGAGGCAGCAUCUACAAACUACUGUACAGGGAAUUUAUUGUCUUUGCUGUUCUUUACACAGCAAUAAGUUUGAUGUACAGAUUCUUACUUACAGGAGCCCAAAAACGUUACUUUGAAAAAUUAUCAAUUUACUGUGACAGAUAUGCUGAACAAAUUCCAGUAACCUUUGUGCUUGGGUUUUAUGUUACUCUGGUAGUGAACCGAUGGUGGAACCAGUUUGUGAAUCUGCCCUGGCCAGACAGGCUGAUGUUUCUCAUCUCCAGCAGUGUUCACGGAAGUGACGAGCACGGGCGCUUGCUCAGAAGGACACUGAUGCGCUAUGUCAAUCUCACAUCCCUGCUCAUCUUCCGCUCAGUGAGCACAGCUGUGUACAAAAGGUUUCCGACGAUGGACCACGUGGUUGAAGCAGGUUUUAUGACAGCAGAUGAAAGAAAAUUAUUUGACCACCUCAAAUCUCCUCAUCUGAAAUACUGGGUUCCAUUCAUCUGGUUUGGAAAUCUCGCAGCUAAAGCCCGGAAGGAAGGUAGAAUCAGAGACAGUGUUGAUCUGCAAUCAUUGAUGACUGAAAUGAACCGAUUUCGCUCCUGGUGCAGCCUCUUAUUUGGUUAUGACUGGGUUGGGAUUCCACUGGUUUACACCCAGGUUGUCACGCUGGCUGUCUAUACCUUCUUCUUCGCGUGCCUGAUUGGACGCCAGUUUUUGGAUCCCACCAAAGGCUACGCGGGGCAUGACUUAGAUCUUUACAUUCCCAUCUUUACUCUCCUACAAUUCUUCUUCUAUGCAGGAUGGCUCAAGGUAGCCGAGCAGCUUAUCAACCCUUUUGGAGAAGAUGAUGAUGAUUUUGAAACUAACUGGUGCAUUGACAGAAAUCUGCAGGUCUCUCUUUUGGCCGUGGAUGAAAUGCACAUGAGCUUACCCAAGAUGAAGAAGGACAUUUACUGGGAUGAUUCUGCUGCUCGACCACCAUAUACACUGGCAGCAGCUGACUACUGCAUACCCUCAUUUCUGGGGUCAACAGUCCAAAUGGGGCUGUCCGGGUCUGACCUGCCGAGUGAGGAGUGGCUGUGGGAUUAUGAGAAGCACGGCCAUCGCCGUUCCGUGAUUAGAAGGGUCAAGCGGUUCCUGAGCGCCCACGAACACGCCGCCAGCCCCAGGAGGAGAAGUUACGGGAGGCAGGCCAGUGACAGCUCCAUGUUCCUCACCCCGAGGGACCUCAGCCCUGCCAGGGAUCUGCUGGACGUGCCCCCGAGGAGCCCUCACCGUGCCUCGGCCCCCUGGAAGGAGCCGUGGCCCGCAGAGGGGAGCCCCAAGGUGCACUCCAGCCUGGGAGAGCUGUCCACCAUCAGAGAGACCAGCCUGACGCCCCAGUCCAGCGUGAGGGGCUCCCCCACCAAAACGCCGCAGGUCCCCGAGGUGCGGGUCACAGCACCAGUGCCCCCGGCGGAGGAGGACCACUACGACUCCACAGCCUCCAUCCAGAGCUCUGACUUUACUGGGGUUCAGCCGAGCGGGACUGGGCAGCAGGAGGACCCUGUGGGAUCCAUCCCGUUCCCCUCAGAGAAAGGGACACCUCCUCAGGACCCCAGCUUCCAGACUGUUCCAGCCAAAGCUGAGGGAAACAUCCUCAAGUUCGCUUCCGGGGAGGAUCUUCGGAAGAAUGACAAGUCCCCUCAGAGGUGGAGCCUCCCGGGGUUGCUAGGGUCCAGCCACACCUCCCUGGCAGCCCCAAGUCUGGCUCCCACGAGCCCUGAGCCAGUUUCUUUACUUGACACAGAAGCAUCCUCAGACACCAGUGGAAUCAACUUUGUGGCUGGUUCUCGAGUGUCCCCUGAUGUGCUGUAUUUAAUGGAAAACCUGGACACCAAGGAAACGGAUAUCAUUGAGUUUAACGACGAGCAAACGGAGGAGUCCCCCAAAGGAAGGCCAGAAAGCUCUCGGACCUGGUUCUAACUCAGAUUCUUACUUUCCCCAAAGUUCAAGCAUGAGUUCCAGAACAUACCUGGGGCCUGGUCAGGUGUUUUUUAAAAAUGAUCAUACUGUAUAAGCUACUGAAAACUUUGAAGGGCAUUAUUAUGAUCCUGACCUUCUGGGAACCGAGGAAAUGAAACACAUGCAUGCCAUCCAUGACAAAGUGACUUUCAUAGAAGUUAUGCAGACCACAGGGACAGAUCUUAACCAAAUCAGGACUCUUAAAAACAUGCACAUGACUUACAAAGCACAGACUGUGAGCGUUGCAAAGGGCCUUAUAGAUCACAGUUCUGCCAAGAGGGAGACAAAGGAGUCUCUCUUUCCUUCCCCCUCUUUCUCUUCCUCUCCCUCCCCCUCUUCCACCUCCUUCUCCUCCUCCUCCUUCUUCCUUUCUUCCUCUUCCUCCUCUUCUUCUUUUUCUUUUUUUUUUUUUUUGUUGGCCACACCCUCAGCAUAUGGAAGGUCCCAGGCCAGGGACUGAAUCUGAGCCAUAGCUGGGACCUAUGACCUAGGCCACAGCUGCAGCAAAGCUGCAUCCUUAACUCACUGUGCUGGGCUGGGGUCAAACCUUUGGCAUCACAGAGACACCACCAGAUCCUUAAGCUGCUGCACCACAGCAGAACGCCUCCCCUUUCUUCUUUCCUUCGGUUAUAAAGACAGGGAGAUGGAUCAUAUAAUGCCUCAAAAGCUCCUUCCUAAUUCCGAUUUCUCAUUCAAGGCUUUCUAACCACCUCACCCCUCUUUCUAUAACUAUUAUCAUUUCCUACUUCUUAAGCUUCAUCAGCAUCAGAAAGCUCCAUCUCCCUUUAGUUUCUUUUGUGAUCUUGGAGACUUCAUUUUUCUCUCUUGCACCUUUAUUCUCUCAACCUUUUGUCCUUUUCGUCUCCCUAGGCUUUCUCCUUCUCCAGGGACCCACCUUUUUUUUUUUUUUUUUAAUUACUCAAUGGAUUUUAUUACAUUUACAGUUGUACAACUAUACAUUUAUAGAUAUAAUAUUUAUGGUUGAUUGUUGUACUGCUAUAAAUGAGACCUACGUUUCACGCUGUAGUAUUUUUUCCUGGUGACUCUCUUGCUUACUUCCUGCCACAGUGUUCAGAGUACAAGGCAUUUGCAAAGCCUCCUCGAAAGCAAUCAAAGUGUCCAGCCUGACAAAUCCAGGCUGACACCUUCUAGCUCCUCGGUGUCUGCCCGCACCCUGGGCUCCCUGGCCAUCUCCUUCUGUGUCUACUCUUAGGUCUUGAACACUAGAGAAGUCUCCAGAACAUGACACCUACCUAACCAAAUGCUACGGAACCAAAUACAAGGCUUGCAGCCAUUUCACUCAGAGUCUUAAAGUACAAAUCCCAAUCAUGUCACCACAUGGGACCAGUUACUGUGUCUUCCAGGUUGUUUGGGAUGAAGUAGGGUGUUGCAGCUGGGAGGUUAAGGGGGUCCAGGACUGCACGAUGGGGAUGCGGGGUGACUAACUCCCUCCAAGGAGUUCUUGGGGUGGCUGUUUGUUGGGGGCUUCCAACGUUUCCCAGAAGGCCACGUCUUGAGAAUACUGCUCUCACUGUUUCUGUCAUCGGAUGAAGACGCAUAUGGCUUAAGAAACAAAAUAACCCUAAUUGCUGCCCCUUAUUGAGUGUUCACAGCAGUCUAUAAAGUUCACAGGUAAUCCCACGAAUCCCCACAGGAGUCCUAUGAAUUGAUACACUAUUAUCUCCAGUUUAAAGAUGGAGAAAGUAGAGCUUUAGAGAAGUAAUAUGACUAACGUCACAUCACUGGGAAGUGGCAGAACUUGGAUUCAAAUCCAGGUUUACCUGACUUAAGAGCCCUCACUCUUGUCGAGUGUGCUGCAUCCAUGCUGUGCUGUCUGAAGGGCGUGGGAUUUGCCAGCAAUUUUUUUUUUUUGUCUUUUUGCCAUUUUGGGGGCCGUUCCUGCGGCAUAUGGGGGUUCCCAGGCUAGGGGUCGAAUCAGAGCUGUGGCCACCAGCCCACACCACAGCUCACAGCAACGCCAGAUCCUUAACCCACAGAGCAAGGCCAGGGAUCAAACCUGCAACCUCAUGGUUCCUAGUCAGAUUCGUUAACCACUGAGCCAUGACGGGAACUCCCUGCCAGCAAUUUGCCCAGAGUUCCAGAGGAUGCCUGUGGGAGCCAGGCUGAAAUCCCUCCAGCCUUGGAGGCAGUUCUGCAUCUGCCCUGCUUGUGUACUUGGACCUUGUAUGCAUGCCUACAGGAGGGCAGUGCUCCACCUUGGAGUCUAGCCAUGGUCCUCUUCAUCAUUCUGACAGUAGAAAGUCAGCAGCACCUUCUCUUCCUCUUUCCAUGCUUCCCAAUAUGCAGGGCUAUAAUUAGCAUAUUCUUAUAAGACAUCGCAUCCCACGGGGCCACUCUAGCUACAUGACCCCAGUGAUAUUUAGUUGAACUGACUUUUCUCAAAAGACUAAAAGGAAAUAAUACUGGAAGAAAUGGUUCUCUCGGUUGGUCAAGAGUGUUAGCACCUGGGAAAGGCACCCAUAUUUCCGAAGCAUGAUAUACAGACUACGCGAUCAGGCCCUCAGCACAGCUCAAAUGCAGGAGCCCUAAUCUUCUCCCAGCCUCCUGACUAUCUUCUUGGAUGUUUCAACUUAAAUCUUCUCUUUUCUUUGGCUUUAAUCUGUUGCUCACAUUCAAGUAAGUUUCUACUUAGCUGCUUUUGAAAUAGAAUCAAUUUUUGUUCCUAAAUCCAAGGUGAUAAAUUAUACACAAAUAGAAUCAUAUGUUUUGUGGAGGACUAGGAGAGAUCAUUUAUCUCUGCUUCCCUCUAUCCCUUAUGCACCUUGGCCCAAGGGAUUAUUUAAUUUCCUCAACAUUUCAUCAAAAUUUGAGGUGGCCUCUAUUUCCUCCUCACACUGAAAACUGAAAAACAACUCCUUUUGAUGAGCCCAUGGGGUUGAGUUCAGCUGUAAACUCAAGCCAGCAACUGCCCAGAUGGGAUGAAGAAAUUCUCUCUUCACUAGAAAAUGAGUUUUUACCCGACACAGACCAAAGCUGCAAAACCAAAAUGAUUUCUUCUCCUGUGCCCGCCUGUAUUGUCUGCCUAGCCCAUUUUCUCCUGGGCUCUGGAAAUUCACAACCACGGGAUGAAUGGUCACAGGGUCCAGCUGCUUAGUCGUUGGGGCUCAUCCAUUCCAAGAACAGGCUCAGCUCUGCUCUGCAUUCAAUGGAAUUCUCAAGCAGGGAAUUCCCUCUGGGCACAGGGAAGUCAAGCCCUACUUAACUGCAUUUUUUCUCUGUUCUCCAGAGAGAUAACUCUGCUCUGAUGCUGGGGUCCACAGGUCAGUAGAGAUAAAGGCCCAUGGGCUUUUUCUUUGUCACGCAAGAAUUUAGGGAUGACUGCCACCCCCCAAAACAAAGAAGGCUGUUCUCUCCCCUUCACUGUCCUGUCAACCUCUUAAGACAUUGCCUCCAGAACACCAGGCAUCCAUUUCAAUCCAGUUUGGCAAAGUUAUGGGAAAACAUAUUUUAAACAGAAUGGAGAAAUAUAUAAUCUACCAUUAGUUUAAAGAAAAGCUUACUUAAAUAUACACCCCUCUUUUUUAGUGUUCUCCCGUUAUAGCUUACUCCUUCUGCAGAGAAAUUAAGCCAAUCUUCAGUCUUCCUUAAGAGACCUUCUAUUUUUUUUUUUGGCUUUGGUCUUUUUAGGGCCUCACCCGUGGCAUAUGAAGGCUCCCAGGGUAGGGGUCGAAUCGAAGCUGCAAUUGCCGGCCCACACAACAGCCACAGCAACACGGGAUCCGAGCCGCAUCUGCAACCUACCCUACAGCUCAUGGCAACGCUGGAUCCUUAACCCGCAGAGUGAGGCCAGGGAUCCAACCCAAGUGAGUCGUCAUGGAUGCUAGUUGGGUUCACUAACUGCUGAGCCUGACGGGAACUCCUCUGAGAACUUCUUAUCACAAAGUCUGCUCUCUGAGGAUCUGCAGAGCCCAGGCAACCGUGUGGUGUGAUGGGAGGAAGACAAGAAACUCAGUGUGUGACACCCACCCCCACCCCUGCUCCCUGCCCACUGAGUGUGUGAGAGGGCCUCCUGCUUCUGUCUCUCACAUUCUCAUCUGUGAGAUGGGCUCAUCUGCUAUGUCUCGCUGGCAGUCAUGAGGAGUCACGGGAGUUUAUGUGAGAAGGCGGGAGCCCCAGGCAGCGCUCUGACAGUCACAAGUGGGGACUGAUGCCCAUGGAUUCACCACCAUCCACAGAAGAAAGGCCUUCUCCCUCAACCAUGAUGGAAAAAACAAAAAUAAAAAGAGAAAAAAAAAAAGAGAGAGAGAAAAAAAAUUAAAAAUUAAAAAUAAAAAGAGAGGAAAAAAAAGGUCUUCUCCUGCCCACUGCAGUCAUUUGCUUAUUCUCCAGGAUUCUAAUCUCCCUCCUUCAGAAAGCUUGUCAUUUCUCUUUGGGCUUCUUAUUCUUUUUUCCCUUUCAUAUGCUUCCCAGUGUCUCCCAUAUCUUCCUUCUCUCCAGUGUUUUUCUCAUUCCUUCCCUCCCCACAAUAUCCCAGGUUCAUCACCAUGGUGAUAAAAUCUGCCCCUAACCCUUCGAUCAAUCCCCUCAAUCAUAAUUUGAAAGUAGAGAAACAUCAAUUGCCUUUUUCUUUCCACCAUAAUUCUAGAGGAUUGAGCACCCCUAGUUGGUAGUUAGAGGACCCUCUCAGGGCAUCUCAUCUCCCUAAAUCAGGUCCCGCAUCAGUUAAAGAGCAAUAAUAACUACAGCUGUAAAAAAUUCCUAAGCAAGAGCCAGAUUGGACUUGAAUUCCCUUCCUCUUCACAAUCAUCCUCUGCAUGAUCAGCAACAGUCAUUUUCUGAAGUGCUGCGGUAUCAACUGGAAUAGCCAAGCAUUUUCCUCAUUAUGUCUUAUCGAACAAUCUCCCGGUAGAUCCUCAGUCUUUUCAUAUGCUUUCUGUUUUCAUUGGUUCUAUGAAACCCAAUUUUUAGCACAGUCUUUUCCUAGGACAGUGGGACAGUGAUGGCUAUUGACUCAAAAGAACCAACUCAAAACUCCCAGCAUUGUUCUCUUCUUGCAAAUCAUAGAAAACCCUGGCUGUGGGAAAAGGAAAACUGAAGCAAUUACCCUGGAAAAAUAGAGGCACAGAAAAACUAUAUUUGCCCUGAUUCCUCUAUUAACUCAAUGUGGAGAUUCAGCUUUUGUGUUUUGCUUUAUUUCUGAAUUAGACCAGAACAUGGGCCCCAGCCUUGGUUUCACAAGUAGAUGUGGCCAGACGGUUACCUGGAAUCAUCUUCUCUGAACAUCUAGUCUUAGACAUUUACCUAACAGAAGCAGCAAAAGGAAUGUUGUAUCUUGUAUCCUGAAAACAGAUGAGAAUAUUCCUCAAAUAGGUUUUGUACAGAAAUGCUAAGGUGUCCCAAGGUCUUUGUCUAGCUAACAGUGAUGCAUCUGAGGCAAUUUUGUACCCAGGAAGUAUUUGGCAAUGUCUGGAGACGUUUUGGGUUGUCACGCUGGGGGGUGUUACGGGCAUCUUAUGGGCGGAGGCCAGGGAUGUUGCUAAACAUUCUGCAACGCAAAGGUCACACACCCACAACGACUAUCAAGCCCUGACUGCCGAGCUCCCGAGCUCAGGAAACCUGGUUUAGGCUAAUAGGAAGGUAGAAAUGAGAUCAUCACCAAGGAGAUUAAUGAAGAGACAUGAGCUAGAGAAAGAAACAGAACUAGAAGAGAAAAGAUGAAUCUAGCAACUGGCUAACUUCUUAUUCUGUGUACGUGCUAUGAACUAAGAACCAUUUCUCCUUGGAUGCUAUGGAUCUGAUAGGUCGAAUCUAGAAAAACUGGAUGGGAACCCAGAAUUUCACUCUUAGAGAAUUCCAUGGAUGACUCUUUCCAGCACACCAUUGCUAGCAUGACUAUAAUGUCCUGAGAAUGGAGCUUAGAUUAAACACGUUAUGCCAAAUAUUAUAUAAGAGUUUGUGCCAGGAGUUCCCGUUGUAGCUCAGCAAUAACGAAUCCGACUAGGAUCCAUGAGGAUGUGGGUUUGAUCCC